Molecule: messenger RNA, 306 nt
Organism: Populus trichocarpa (black cottonwood)
Lineage: Eukaryota; Viridiplantae; Streptophyta; Magnoliopsida; Malpighiales; Salicaceae
Exons: 1
Coding region: 67-306 (79 amino acids)
Source: RefSeq, a predicted model, not a curated record
AAGCAAACCAGCUCGAACUAUAUACAGCUACUUGUCUUGUGUAUUGACUGACAAAUUGUAGUUAACAUGACACGUCAGGCAGACCGUCUUGCUAAGAUUGGGCUGGAGGGCUUUGCAGCCAUAGAUGAGCACUUCGGCCGGGCCAAGAGGCGGCCACCAGUGCUGAAGGUUCCCAAUGCUCAUCCGACAUAUUACUAUGCAAACCAAAUUCCUGCAACAGAAGUUAUCGACAGCAUCGAGGCAGCUCAACGCUACAAGGGGAGGGUUUAUCUCGAUUAUCCCAAGGGGAAACCAGUUCCGUUUUAA